AUGCCCAAAGACUCCGCCUUCCCAAGAGCCCCUGCGGCCGGGCGCGAAGAUGGCGGCGGCGGCGACGGCCGGGCGCUCCUGAAGCAGCAGUUAUGGAGCUUCCCUCAGGGCCGGGGCCGGAGCGGCUCUUUGACUCGCACCGGCUCCCGGGUGACUGCUUCCUGCUGCUCGCGCUGCUGCUCUACGCGCCAGUCGGGUUCUGCCUCCUCGUCCUGCGCCUCUUUCUCGGGAUCCACGUCUUCCUGGUCAGCUGCGCGCUGCCAGACAGCGUCCUUCGCAGGUUCCGACGCGGGCGUUCGGGGAGUGUCAGAGCUGGGUCUGGCCCGAGGCCACACAGUCACCACCUCCUGUGUCCCCAGAUUCGUAGUGCGGACCAUGUGUGCGGUGCUAGGGCUCGUGGCCCGGCAGGAGGACUCCGGACUCCGGGAUCACAGUGUCAGGGUCCUCAUUUCCAACCAUGUGACACCUUUCGACCACAACAUAGUCAAUUUGCUUACCACCUGUAGCACCCCUCUACUCAAUAGUCCCCCCAGCUUUGUGUGCUGGUCUCGGGGCUUCAUGGAGAUGAAUGGGCGGGGGGAGUUGGUGGAGUCACUCAAGAGAUUCUGUGCUUCCACGAGGCUUCCUCCCACUCCUCUGCUGCUAUUCCCUGAGGAAGAGGCCACCAAUGGCCGGGAGGGGCUCCUGCGCUUCAGUUCCUGGCCAUUUUCUAUCCAAGAUGUGGUACAACCUCUUACCCUGCAAGUUCAGAGACCCCUGGUCUCUGUGACGGUGUCAGAUGCCUCCUGGGUCUCAGAACUGCUGUGGUCACUUUUCGUCCCUUUCACGGUGUAUCAAGUAAGGUGGCUUCGUCCUGUUCAUCGCCAACUAGGGGAAGCGAAUGAGGAGUUUGCACUCCGUGUACAACAGCUGGUGGCCAAGGAAUUGGGCCAGACAGGGACACGGCUCACUCCAGCUGACAAAGCAGAGCACAUGAAGCGACAAAGACACCCCAGAUUGCGCCCCCAGUCAGCCCAGUCUUCUUUCCCUCCCUCCCCUGGUCCUUGUCCUGAUGUGCAACUGGCAACUCUGGCUCAGAGAGUCAAGGAAGUUUUGCCCCAUGUGCCAUUGGGUGUCAUCCAGAGAGACCUGGCCAAGACUGGCUGUGUAGACUUGACUAUCACUAAUCUGCUUGAGGGGGCCGUAGCUUUCAUGCCUGAAGACAUCACCAAGGGAACUCAGUCCCUACCCACAGCCUCUGCCUCCAAGUUUCCCAGCUCUGGCCCGGUGACCCCUCAGCCAACAGCCCUAACAUUUGCCAAGUCUUCUUGGGCCCGGCAGGAGAGCCUGCAGGAGCGCAAGCAAGCACUAUAUGAAUACGCAAGAAGGAGAUUCACAGAGAGACGAGCCCAGGAGGCUGACUGAGCUCAAAGGAACAGGAUGGCACCCAGAGCCGCAGGACGGAGACUGGGGGCAGCCCUCACCCAACUCACAACAGGCUGGAUGGGUGGGUGGUAAAAAGGGAAGGAUGAGGCUCCCCCAAUGUCACAUUAAAUUCAUGGUUUUCAUUCAA
Molecule: messenger RNA, 1552 nt
Organism: Gorilla gorilla gorilla (western lowland gorilla)
Lineage: Eukaryota; Metazoa; Chordata; Mammalia; Primates; Hominidae
Gene: AUP1
Product: AUP1 lipid droplet regulating VLDL assembly factor
Exons: 11
Coding region: 1-1404 (467 amino acids)
Biological process (GO): ERAD pathway
Cellular component (GO): endoplasmic reticulum membrane
Molecular function (GO): ubiquitin binding
Source: RefSeq, a predicted model, not a curated record